GUGGCGCCCGCGCUGGUGUGAGGGAGACAGACGGAGCUCGAGCCCGCGCCCGCGCCCACUCCUCGCCCCUCACUCCUGGAGCCCCCACUCCCGGUCGGUCGGCCGGCCGUAGCCAUGAGCACCAUGUGCGCCGACACCAUCCUCAUCGUCUUCAUCUCCGUCUGCACCGCGCUCCUGGCCGAAGGUAUCACAUGGGUACUGGUGUACAGAACUGAUAAAUAUAAACGUCUAAAGGCCGAGGUGGAAAAACAGAGCAAGAAGUUAGAAAAGAAGAAAGAAUCCAUUACGGAAUCUGCAGGGAGGCAACAAAAGAAGAAGAUAGAGCGACAAGAAGAAAAAUUGAAAAAUAAUAAUCGGGAUCUUUCAAUGGUGCGAAUGAAGUCAAUGUUUGCUAUUGGAUUCUGUUUCACGGCUUUGAUGGGCAUGUUUAAUUCCAUAUUUGAUGGCCGAGUGGUUGCAAAGCUCCCGUUUGUUCCCUUGUCAUACAUCCAAGGACUGUCCCAUCGCAACCUCCUUGGAGAAGAUUACACCGACUGCUCUUUCAUUUUCUUGUACAUUUUAUGUACAAUGUCAAUCCGACAGAAUAUUCAGAAACUGCUGGGUCUGGCUCCUUCCCGUGCUGCUACCAAACAGGCUGGAGGAUUCCUGGGACCCCCACCUCAAACAAGCAAAUUCUCAUGAUGGAAUUGUAAGAUGGUAUUGAAUAUCAACUAUUGGUAUAGAUAGACACAAAGAGCUGAAGUAACUCAACAGGGUCAGGCAGCAUCUCUGGUCCUAACCCAAAAUGUGACUCAUCCCUUUGUGUCUAUCUUUGGUACAAACCAGCAUCUGCAGUUCUUUGUUUCUACAACUAUAGUUCCGAUUUUUGUUUAUAGCUAAAAAUGCGAUUUUAACUUUUUUUCCCAGUAAUAAGUGAAAUAUCUCUUGGAUGCUAAGAUAUUGAAAUGCUGCUGUGAAAAACUUUAAGUUUUAUGACGGAUUGGAAACAUUGGAAGGUCACAUGCACAGUUUGUUAUCUGAAAGUUGUUUGUUUGCAUUGUGAGGCAGAUUAUGUUUAAGGUAGAAAAAAAAUUCUAAGGCAUAAGGAUUCAGUAAAAUGCACAACUUCAAUAAAACCGUGUCUUUUAUCUGAAACAAUACAUUGAUGUAUGGAGCUGUGCAAUAGAAGAUUUUUUUUUCAGGAAUUAAUAAAAGUAUUGAUGUUAAAA
Leucoraja erinaceus (little skate) is the source of this 1208-nucleotide messenger RNA. RefSeq names its product transmembrane and coiled-coil domains 1 (gene tmco1). Gene Ontology annotation, biological process: endoplasmic reticulum calcium ion homeostasis. Gene Ontology annotation, cellular component: cytoplasm; endoplasmic reticulum; endoplasmic reticulum membrane. Bases 115 to 681 code for a protein of 188 amino acids. The record is from RefSeq and is a predicted model, not a curated record. The transcript is spliced from 7 exons. Gene Ontology annotation, molecular function: calcium channel activity. Lineage: Eukaryota; Metazoa; Chordata; Chondrichthyes; Rajiformes; Rajidae.